Molecule: messenger RNA, 795 nt
Organism: Guillardia theta CCMP2712
Lineage: Eukaryota; Cryptophyceae; Pyrenomonadales; Geminigeraceae
Exons: 1
Biological process (GO): cellular response to phosphate starvation
Source: RefSeq, a predicted model, not a curated record
AGUCGAGGAUCAAGAAGACUCAUUCAGCAAAAGGACGAAGUCUUUGUUGAAGUCGCUUUCAGCCUCUUUUCAUUUUCCUGGGGACAGAGACUACCUCAUGCCUGUUUGAUUCUGGCGAGAACUCGGAGUCAUUUCUACCUAUUAGUCAAGGAGGACCUUGAUUGUUGUCAUCGGCUUUCAUAGAGAGGCUGCGAGUAUCCUCGCUAUAAGGUAUGAAGUUCGGUAAGCGGAUCAGGUCCGAGGCAGUGGAGCAAUGGAACGAUCAGUACGUGGACUACAAGGGGUUGAAGCACCUCCUCAAGGCACUCGUGGCGAAUGGCGCGAGCGCACCGGAGGACGAACAAUUCACAGCGUCGAUCUUAGCCGAGAUCGACAAGGUGGAUCGAUUCUUCAUUUCGAAGGAGUCGGAGCUGUACGCCGAGUUCCGAUCGCUCUGUCAGAAGGUCACGCAGACACCCCUGGAGCCGGCGUGGGAGAAAGCGCAGUCUGCCAAGGGAAUCAACGGCCACCUCCAUCUUGACAAGUUGGUGUCGGCGCUAGAAGGCACGGAUGCAGGAGAAAUCAUUCAAGCACUGUUGCAUUUCUCUGCGAAAGUUGACAACAUGCGCAAGUUUGUGAUGAUCAAUACACUUGCGGUCGUCAAGAUCACCAAGAAGCAUGACAAGCAGGAGGGUAUCACAAAGCAGCUGCAAUGGGAGAUGGUGAACACAGUCCACAAGAAGCAUUUCUACAACUCCCCUCAUUUCAGUGCUCUGAUCACGGAUGUCGAAGUUCUCGCCUCAGAAAUCAUGUUCC